Rosa chinensis is the source of this 2850-nucleotide messenger RNA. Its product is annotated as nuclear pore complex protein NUP62. Gene Ontology annotation, biological process: protein import into nucleus; RNA export from nucleus. Gene Ontology annotation, molecular function: phospholipid binding; structural constituent of nuclear pore. The record is from RefSeq and is a predicted model, not a curated record. Gene Ontology annotation, cellular component: nuclear pore central transport channel; nuclear pore. The coding region runs from base 1 to 2580 and encodes 859 amino acids. The transcript is spliced from 12 exons. NCBI's taxonomy places the organism in Eukaryota, Viridiplantae, Streptophyta, Magnoliopsida, Rosales, Rosaceae.
AUGGUGUCCAAAUACCACAUAUAUGAUGUUGUCCCUUUUAAUAAAGCUGAUUCUCCACAUUUCCAAAACAUGUUGACUACAGCUGGAAAUCUAGGUCCUGGUGUAAAGCAUCCUACCUCCUAUGAAAUUCAGACUCGUUACUUAGAGAAUGAGUAUACAGAAAUGAAAAGUUGGGUACUGGCUGAAAUGAGGAGCAUCAUGAAGGGAGAUUUGAUUCGACCGGUCCGACGCAGAAAGACUGAGCGAGAGAGAGAGCAGAGAAGGAACAAUGUCCGGUUUCAAUUUCGGAUCCUCCGCGGCCUCCGCUUCACAAUCCACUUCCCCUUUCGGAUCCUCCACCCCGGCUUUCUCAUUCGCCUCCUCCCCUUCCCUUUUCGGAUCCUCCGCGCCCGCCACCGCCUCCACCGGGUUCGGACUCGGAUCCUCCUCUUUCGGCUCCGCUUCCUCAAACCCCUCCACCUCCUCCUCCCCUUUCAGCUUCUUAUCCAACACCGCCUCCUCCCCGCUUUCAGUAACCCAAACCCUAGCCCCGCCCCGAACCCGAACCCAUUUUCCUCAUUCGGAGUCGGAUCCUCCACCGCCUCAACCACCACCGCCGCCGCAGCUUCUACACCUUUCGGAUUCAAUCCCUCCACCGCCGGUUCAGGCUCCACUCCGUCGCAGCCUAAGUUCGGCUCAACCGCAACCCAAUCCCUGUUUGGCUCAUCCUCAUCGGCGCAGGCUCCGGGUUCUACCCCAUCCUUAUUCGGGUCAUCCGCAUUCGGGUCAACUGCAUCUGCCUCCGCUUCCGGCACUACCAGCUCUCUGUUCGGCUCGGCUUCGGCGGCUUCACCUUUGUUUGGUACUACUACUACUACUACUACUACUUCUUUCGCUCCCAGCACAGGCUCAGCUCUGUUUGGCUCAUCCUCUUCAUCGGCGGCGCCGCCCUCCUCCACCGCUCAGAACUUGUUUGGCUCUGCUCCGUCGUCCGCGGCUCCAACCACUCCCUCAUUCCCAAGCUUUUCGAGCUCUUCCUCUGCAGCAGCCCCAACCACUCCCGCAUUCUCAAGCUCUCUGAGCUCUUCCUCUGCAGCCCCAACCACUCCUGCAUUCUCCAUCUUUUUGGGCUCUUCGUCUGCAGCAUCAACCACUCCCACUCCCACUCCCGCAUUCCCAUCCUUUUCGAGCUCUUCCGCUGCAGCCUCAACCACUUCUCCUUUCGCAGGCUUUUCGAGCUCUUCUUCUGCAGCUCCGGCCACUUCCUCGUUCGCAAGCUCUUCGGGGUUCUCAUUAUUCCCGAGUUCAGCUCCUGCUAAGCCCACAGCAGCAUCCACACCUACUACUACGGCGCCUUCAUCAAGCAGCGGUUUCAACCUCUCAUUUGGAACGCCCACAUCCUCGGCUUCUCAACCUUCUUUUGGAUUCAGCAAUGCCGCCUCAUCAGCCGCAGCGGCUUCCGCCGCAUUGUCAUUUUCAAAGUCUUCAUCGCCAUUGUUUUCAACCGUCACGACCACCACGGCUUCUUCAACUCCGGCUGCAAGUAGUACUACACAAUCUCCUUUCUCUUUGCCGGCUUUCAAUGUGACUCCUACUGCUCCUCCUGCUGCGAGCACCACUGCACUGACUUCAACGGCAGUGCCUGCCAGCUCAGCUGCUGCUUCAUCAAGCACUACUACGAGUUCCUUUACAGGUUUCUCCUUAACACCUGCUUCUUCGGCGGCUACUGCUUCUUCUUCUGGCCCUUCAUUGUUUUCCAGUGCCUCUGUGCCCGCCUCGUCAUCACAAGCACAACCAAGCACCACACUGCCCGCAUUUGGUCUCACUACUUCAGCAACUGCAACUACCACUGCAACUACAACGACGACUGGUACCAGUACCCCUGCUGCUCCGACAUCAAGUGCACUUGCUGUGGCUUCUACUAGUGGGACAACCUCAAAUGUUAAUGGCAGCACUACAGUAUCUACGACAACACCAAAAUUACCUUCUGAGAUCACUGGGAAGACUGUUGAGGAGAUUAUCAAGGAGUGGAAUGCUGAGCUUCAAGAGCGUACUGGAAAAUUCCGAAAGCAGGCUAAUGCAAUAGCAGACUGGGACAGGAGGAUUUUGCAGAACCGUGAUGUUCUUCUUAGGCUCGAGAUCGAAGUGGCAAAUGUGGUAGAUACCCAAGCUAAGGUGGAGCGGCAACUAGAGUUAAUUGAGACUCAUCAGCAAGAGGUCGAUAAGGCUUUACAAAGCAUGGAACAAGAAGCUGAGCGUAUAUACAAGGAUGAGCGUGGAUCGCUUCUUGAUGAUGAAGCUGCAUCCACAAGAGAUGCAAUGUAUGAGCAGGCUGAGUUUAUAGAGAGGGAGCUAGAGCAGGUGACAGAGCAAAUCAAAUCAAUUAUUGAGACUGUAAAUGCCAACCAGGGAGGAGAAUUGGAAGUAAAUGAUGGGAUGGCUCCACUAGAUGUGGUUGUACGAAUCUUAAACAACCAACUAAGCUCUUUAAUGUGGAUUGAUGAAAAGGCCGAAGAGUUCUCAUCGCGAAUUCAGAAGCUUGCCAAUCAAGGUCCUGCUGCAGAUCGCGAAUUGAUGGGUCCAAGACACUGGAUGUCAUGAUCUUUGGAAUUAAACAACCUUUAUUUUUCUCUCCAAGAUCAGUUUCUAACUGUAUGAAAGAAGUAUAUGCCUAAUAUUCUCUGUAAUACCUCCCUGCAGUUUCACAAUAGUAUGGUUGAACUUAGGCUGGGUGAGAUCAAAUGUUGAAUUUAAAAAUAUUUUGGGGAUUUUGCAAUAGCCAUCAAUGAGUUUAGCCUUUUGUUUAAUUGACUGAUGUAACAAUCCCAUGGAGUGAGAUGUCAAUCUUUCUUUCUACCCAUGGUUGGGUGA